AUGGACAACGCAUACGCUCCAGGAGACAUUGUCAAACUCGAACUUGCCAUCAACAGGGCAGACUAUUGGAAGGGUAAAAACCCCGGAUCUAAUAGCAGAAAGUUGGGGAAAGGGGAACCCGGCGAGCUGACCUGCGUCGUUCUCACCGUCAACAACGACAACGCCACCAUGACGGUCACUUAUGUGGCGACGUUUGCAGGUCAUGAACAGUUACCCGAGGGCCUUGAUCAAACAAUGUUUUACCCAUUUGACCCUGCACCGCAGGCUGGUUUCCCUCACCUACUUCCAAAGAUGGCGAAUGGUAAAGCAGGAUGGGCCUCACUUCGACAAACAUACACAGUCAAACAAAGUGAUGUCAUUCAGAAGCAGAACUGGACACUCCCCGAGGGAACCGUGGACAUCAUUCUGAAAGCCAUGAAGGGCUAA
Serendipita indica DSM 11827 is the source of this 426-nucleotide messenger RNA. The record is from the annotation of a GenBank genome assembly. NCBI's taxonomy places the organism in Eukaryota, Fungi, Basidiomycota, Agaricomycetes, Sebacinales, Serendipitaceae.